This is a messenger RNA of Malurus melanocephalus (red-backed fairy wren), 2817 nucleotides long. RefSeq names its product proline rich and Gla domain 1 (gene PRRG1). The record is from RefSeq and is a predicted model, not a curated record. NCBI's taxonomy places the organism in Eukaryota, Metazoa, Chordata, Aves, Passeriformes, Maluridae. Gene Ontology annotation, molecular function: calcium ion binding. The transcript has 4 exons. Gene Ontology annotation, cellular component: extracellular region. Bases 156 to 845 code for a protein of 229 amino acids.
AAUGAAAAAAAGCCACUUCCCCCUUCCCACCCUGGAUGCUGUCAUGUGCAUCCCUCCCCAGCUGUGAGAGAAACAGGGAGCCUUGCAGCAUUUGAAGUCACUUUUAACACAGCAGACUUGAUAUUUGCAAGUUCCCUGCCUUGACAGCAAUCACCAUGGAUAGUGUGUUCUUAACAGAGGACAAAGCCAACUCYGUGUUAAAAAGAUACCCAAGAGCCAACACGUUUCUGGAAGAAAUAAAGCAAGGUGACAUAGAACAUGAAUGCAGAGAAGAAAUCUGUAGUUAUGAAGAAGCAAGAGAAGCAUUUGAAAAUGAGGARAAAACGAAGGAGUUCUGGAAAGUCUACAAAAACGGACUCCAGGGAGAAAGUAACACAGGACAUAGCUGGUAUUCAUUUUACCUUGCAUUUCCAUUAAUCAUUGGCCUUUUUGUUAUCCUCAUUGUCAUUUUUGUCAUCUGGASAUGCCUGUUUAAAAAGAAAAUGCGUAGGCAGUCGGUGUACGUGCACAGGGGAGCCCACGGAGCGCUGGGCGAUGGUGCUGACGGCAGAGGGCCCCUCCCGCCGCCUCUCAGCAUUGUUCAUUCCCCACAGGAGGAAAUGUAUGAAGUCAGUGGGCUCUCUCCAGGAGGUCUGAGCUAUUCGGAUGCACGGUCAGACUCAAUAUCCACAAGGCUCUCAAACUGUGAUCCUCCUCCCUCCUAUGAGGAAGCCACUGGGGAAAUCAGUGUGAGAAGAAGCGAAACUGAGCAGCAUUUAGAUCCACCCCCACAAUAUGAAGACAUUGUGAAUUCCAGCUCAGCCGGUGCCAUUGCACUAACUCCCAUUGUCACCAGUACUAAAUAAACCAAGAAGAAUGCCAUGGACCUUUUAAAAAUCAGUAAUCAUUUUGUAGCACUUUAUCUUGGCUUAUUAUGCAUUUCCGUAAUUUAACGGACUUGUACAAUGAAUUUCACCUUUUUUAGGUUCACUCUGUCUUUGGAUUUGGGGUUUUUUUUUUUUCCCAUAGAAGGUUAAAAAAAAAAAAAUCUGUAUUGAGAGUGUAGUGCAGAUACAGAUGUGGUGCUCUGUCAUAUUUCUCACAAGUACCUCUGUUUUAAAGGAUGUCACUUGUUUUAUUCCAAACAUUGUCCACAUUCCCCACAAGAUUGGUAGGAUCCCCCUCCUCUUUCUUACUGCAGACGGUCAGAAUUCCCUGCAAUAGGGAAUYCUUAAGCAACAUUUUCAUAGUUAUCACACUAGAGGGGACUGAUUUUGCAGUAUUGYCUCUUGUUUGGUUGGUUCCUUUUUCUCACUUGGAUUUUUGUUACAUGCUGCACCCCUCCCCUGGCCCUCGGGAGGCUGGGAGACUUUGUGUUCAAACCAGGAUCUCRUGUAGAGAAUGCUGGUGUAAGAGCAAUAAUUGCAGAGUCCUAGCAGGAGAGGUGUAUUCUAAAGCUUUUGGUAUUACAGCUCAAAAUUCUGUAAAUGUUUAGAAGCUGACAAUUCAAGACACUAAUUGGUGAAUUUAUUGGUUUAGGUUUUUGUCUGUGUUCUGCCUUUCCUGUUUCCCUAUCUGGUUUUACUUUGUAUUCUAGAGGUGACAAGUGUGCAUAURUUAACUUCAGAACUCAAAAGUUCAUGCAACAGUUUUACUGAAGUACUCAAGGGUGGAUAAAAUCCUGAUCAUGGACUUCCUACUGGGACCAGGAUGUUAUCUAUAGCACAUAAACCCAAAGGCAUUACUUUCCUUUUUAAAAGGGGAAAAGGAAAGAAAUUCAGUGUCUGUGACUUCCUUUUUUCCCCAACUAUCAAAACCUUCCUUAAGGUUCUCCCAGCUGUGAACCCCUUCCUCAAAUUCUCAGAUUCUCUUGCCUACUCACAUGUACCUUGUCUGCACCUUCUAUUGGUGCCUGUGGAAAUUCUUUGCAGAGAAUAAAGAUCCCUUUUUUAACAAAAACUACAUUUAGUGCUUAUCCAUUCCAGCAAGGAAUUCUAAGAACACACAGACAUAACCCCAAGCAUUAGUGUGGAAUGRCUUUUUGAGGCUGAAGAGAUGGAUGCAAGUUAUUUACAGGCCUGUGCAGAAUUUUAUCCACCUGCUUUAGAUGCGGAUGAUAGUUAAGGUGGUAGAAAUUUUAGUGUGGUGGUUCUUUUUUCACAGGUUGAUUUAAAAGUAAAAUUGCUUGGUUUAAUUUCUGAGUAUUAAGGUUCAGUUUUCUUUCUUCCCAUGCCAAUGUAGCAUGGCAUUAGCUUAGUGCUGUUCUGUGUUCUACUAAUCAAUUAGCACCAAAUUAAAUAUAUUGAGCCCUGAAGAACUAAAUUAUGAUAUAUUGGCUUUCUUACAACAGAAACCCAAACUGUCUUGUUUCAAAUAUCCCAAAUGACUGCCAUCUCUUUAUGUCCCUCUCAUGGGGGCUUGGCCCAUCUUUUCCCAAAGGAUUUUUGUGGCAGGAGACUGGAAGGAAAUGUAUGGUUAUAGAUGAGUGUGCAUGUGCACACUUUGAUAAGAAUAUGAUCUAAUAUUCUUGACAAGAAUAUAUUGACAGGAGGAUUCAGGAGCUUUAUUUUUGGCAGAGAGUAGGUUGCCUACAUUGCCUGCUGGGGAUCUUCAGCUGCUAAGGCAARUUGUAUUAGAGAUGAGCUCCUGGCCAAACUCCUGACUCCACUGUCAAAAGUAUAGCUCUUACAUAUAUUCAUUAUAUAUAAUAAAUAUAUUAAGAUAGAUGGGUAAGUACAAUAUGUUUUGGACACUUGUAGUAAAGAUUGCCUGGGUCUUGUUUGUGGACUGUGAGACCUUUUCUUUUGAAGUGGUUUUAGCUYUUGUGAUUCCYRAAUU